AGAAGGGAAGGGUUUCCGACAAAACAAAGAAAACACGUUGCAUUGUUUUGCUAAGAAAGAGAGAGCAGGGGACGGGAGGCAAGGCGGCGUCCUUUGUUUUCCAUUUCUCCCCCUGCUUUUUCUUCUUCCUCGCGCUUCCUUCGGGGCAAUUUCUCCUCUCAAAUCUCUGAAGGAUCGCCUUCUUCCUUUCAAUAAUAAGAAGCAAAACAGCUUUUGCUUUCAUUUUUGAGAACCAAAUCCUACAUUCUUCCUUCCCGCUCUCCAAAGAUCUUUGGAGAAUUUUUUUUUAUCUUGGUUUAUUAUUCGUCGAAACAACUAGUUAGCGAGAUCCGUUGAGCAUGGCGGCUUGUCCGUUGCAAUUUUCUGGUGUGGAAACGGCUCCGUCUCAUCUUUUUCCGAAGCGGAGAUCUUUACCGUGCCGAUCGACGUUGCCGAGUCAGCUCAAUUUUGCUGCAUUUGGGUCUUCCAGUUCUUCAAACUUAUGUUGGAAUCUAAGACAUUGUUGCAACAGUAGAGGUUUUAAAGUUGGUUGCCAAGGAGGAAAUGUGGAUGUGAUUGAAAGGAAUAAGGUUGAGGAAGCAGGUUCCGGAGAAGCAGAGAAUCAAUUAACGUGUGUAAUGAAGUUCGGUGGAUCAUCUGUGGCUUCCGCCGAGCGAAUGCGAGAGGUUGCUGACCUUAUACUUAGUUUCCCCAAUGAAAGGCCAGUCAUUGUUCUUUCUGCAAUGGGAAAGACGACCAAUAAGCUUUUGCUGGCUGGAGAAAAGGCAGUUAGCUGUGGUGUCACUAAUGUAGAUACUAUUGAAGAGUUAAGCUUUAUAAAAGAGCUGCAUUAUAGGACGGCAGAUGAGCUUGGAGUGGACAGGUCUAUUGUUGAUGGACACCUAGAAGAAUUGGAGCAGCUCUUAAAGGGGAUUGCUAUGAUGAAAGAGUUAACACUACGAACCAAGGACUAUUUAGUUUCAUUUGGCGAGUGCAUGUCUACGAGGAUUUUUGCAGCAUAUUUGAAUAAAAUUGGUGUUAAGGCCCGUCAAUAUGAUGCCUUCGAAAUUGGUUUCAUUACCACUGAUGACUUCACCAAUGCAGAUAUUCUGGAAGCAACUUACCCAGCUGUUGCAAAAGGGUUAAAUGAUGAUUGGAUCAGUGAUCCUGCAAUCCCAAUUGUCACUGGUUUCCUUGGAAAGGGCUGGAGAUCUUGUGCAAUUACUACAUUAGGUAGGGGUGGGAGUGAUUUGACAGCCACAACCAUCGGAAAAGCAUUGGGGCUGCGAGAAAUUCAGGUAUGGAAAGAUGUUGAUGGAGUUUUGACCUGUGAUCCUAACAUAUAUGCACGUGCAGAACCUGUCCCAUAUCUGACAUUUGAAGAGGCUUCUGAACUUGCUUAUUUUGGUGCUCAGGUUCUGCAUCCACAAUCCAUGAGACCAGCUAGAGAGGGUGAUAUUCCUGUUAGGGUUAAAAAUUCUUACAAUCCUAAUGCUCCUGGAACUCUUAUCACCAGGGAUAGAGAUUUGAGUAAGGCAGUACUCACCAGCAUUGUUUUGAAACGGAAUGUGACCAUGUUGGAUAUUGUCAGCACACGCAUGCUUGGUCAAUUUGGCUUUCUUGCAAAGGUAUUUUCGAUCUUCGAAGAUUUAGGUAUCUCAGUAGAUGUUGUAGCUACUAGUGAAGUCAGUAUUUCCUUGACCUUGGAUCCAUCAAAACUUUGGAGCCGAGAGUUAAUUCAGCAGGAACUUGACCAUGUUGUCGAAGAACUUGAGAAAAUUGCUGUUGUCGAUCUGCUUCAGCAUAGAUCCAUCAUUUCUCUCAUUGGGAACUUCCAGAGGUCCUCACUUGUAUUGGAGAAGGCAUUUCGUGUUCUUAGGACCAAUGGCGUCAAUGUUCAAAUGAUCUCUCAGGGUGCAUCUAAGGUUAAUAUAUCCUUGAUUGUACACGACGAUGAAGCAGAGCAGUGUGUCAGGGCUCUUCAUUCAGCAUUCUUUGAAAGUGAUCUCGCUGAAUUACAUCAAUAUGGUUCUGCAAAUGGUUCUGCAAAUGGUUCUGCCAAUUGAUGAGAAAGUUAGAGUAUUCUUGAUAUGAAUUCAUUUUGAUUUAAUAAGCUUAGGAGUUUUAUUCUUGCCCUAAGAUGUAACACUAGAAGUGCAGGGUCACGUAGCUGGUAAUGGAUGAUUUUACUAUUUGCCCGAUAUUGCUAAGUUUUCCAUAUGAAUUUAAUGAAAAAAAGUUUGCCCUUUGUUCCAUCUCGAUGCCUUUAAGACAUGGAGGGAUCGAGGAUCAGAAUUUUUAUGAAA
Theobroma umbraticum is the source of this 2285-nucleotide messenger RNA. Its product is annotated as aspartokinase 2, chloroplastic-like. Gene Ontology annotation, molecular function: aspartate kinase activity. Gene Ontology annotation, cellular component: cytosol; chloroplast stroma. Gene Ontology annotation, biological process: L-homoserine biosynthetic process. NCBI's taxonomy places the organism in Eukaryota, Viridiplantae, Streptophyta, Magnoliopsida, Malvales, Malvaceae. The record is from RefSeq and is a predicted model, not a curated record.